Molecule: messenger RNA, 315 nt
Organism: Penicillium samsonianum
Lineage: Eukaryota; Fungi; Ascomycota; Eurotiomycetes; Eurotiales; Aspergillaceae
Exons: 1
Coding region: 1-315 (104 amino acids)
Source: RefSeq, a predicted model, not a curated record
AUGCAUGAUGAUCUGAAUGAAUUAAUCAGUGAUGAUGAAGAGGAGGAUCAUGUCCCUUCCGCUGAGGAUGGGAUUGCUUUUGACGCCAAUACCCAGAGAUCAUCCUAUAAAUGGCGAAGAAAUGAUACGCCUACGGAGCAACACGAAGACCUAGGAGCAGAGAAAGAAAGUGAAGAUAGAGACGAAGAACAAGAUGAAGAUGACGACCUUCCCAUUGGUCCAGCAAUGCUUGAAGAAAGAAGUACUCAGCGUGAGCCAUCAAAGAGGCGUCGGAUACGCUCGAGACUUUUAGAUGGAUAUGAGGUUGAUAUGUAG